Messenger RNA from Microtus oregoni (creeping vole), 2223 nucleotides. Its product is annotated as NXPE family member 3-like. The transcript has 5 exons. The record is from RefSeq and is a predicted model, not a curated record. Bases 1 to 1629 code for a protein of 542 amino acids. Lineage: Eukaryota; Metazoa; Chordata; Mammalia; Rodentia; Cricetidae.
AUGGGGCAACUGAAGGGCUACAAGAUCCUGACCGUGGGGUUAAUCGUUCUGAUUUUGGUGUUCUAUCUCAUGAUGUCUUGGCCUGAGCCCAUGAACCGUUGGAUCCCACUACCCCAUCGUGCCUCUAAACAUGCCUCUGAGCCCAACAACUGGAACUCUCUCCCUCAAGAAUUCACCAACCUGACCAGCUUUCUGUACUGGCCUCCAACUGGUGGCGACAAGGAUGACUUUUUGGCUUCUACCAGUCCCCAAACCUCCACCUACCACUUGAAGGGUCCUGCUCAGGCCACCUAUACUCUGGGAAGUAAUCUAGAGGCCAUUCUUGUGGCUAGGGACCACAAGGGUAGGCCCAAGACUCAUGGUGGAGAUCUGUUUCGGGCACAGCUGUUGGGGCAGGAGUUGAAAGCAGGAGUCCCAGGGGAGGUGAAGGAUCUGGAGAAUGGCACAUACCUCUUGUCCUUCCCCCUGCUCUGGGCUGGACCGGCCCAGGUACAAGUGAGGCUGAUCCACUCCAGUGAGGCAGUCGGGGUCCUACAGAGGGUCUGGAAAGGAAAACGGGCCACCGUUGACUUUAGGGGGUAUUUUCAAGGCAGGAAUGGCACUCAGGAGGCUGUGAUCUGCAACGUGGACCCUCAGUCAACUGGAGCCCAAGGGCCCACCUGCCAGUACAGGGAUGUGGUCUCUGGGGAGCUCUGGUUCUGUGCUCAACCCUCUACUCUGCCCUGCGACGCUUUAGUCGGUCACUCCAGUGGAAGUUACCUGAAGGUGACCACACAGCAUGAUGAAGAACUGAUGGCUGGGAGUGUGACUGACCAGCCACUCCCUUCAGGCAUAUCUCCCAUCCUGGUGACACCAGCAGCCAUUGGGAACAUGAGGAAUAUGGCCUUGCCUUCUCGGCCCCCAUGCCGCCCUGGCCACCUGUCUCCAAAACCCUCUGGCUUCUACUACCAAGACAGAUGGCACUCAACGUUCUGUUCUAGCCGCUCUUUCCCCACUGUGAGCAGCAUCCUGAACUGCCUGGCUGGCCGCAUUGUCUACAUGAUGGGGGAUUCCACCCUUCGGCAGUGGUGGGAGUAUCUACGAGACACCGUGCCCUCUCUGAAGCCAGUUGAUCUACAUGUCCAAUACCAGGCAGGUCCCCUGAUGGCUGUGGACACAACUCGGGGGACAGUGUUGCACUGGAGGGCCCACAGCUGGCCCCUGCGCUCUCGUCGCACUCCAGUGGCCUCCUUGCACUCUGUGGCCAGAGUUCUGCAUGGCCUGGCCGGGGGUCCCUAUACAGUGGUGGUGCUUGGUAUGGGAGCCCACUUCACCACCUUCCCUCCAUCCAUCUUUGCUCGAAGACUGGCAGGGAUUCGGGAAGCUGUGAAAGCCCUGCUGGACAGGGAACCCAGUACUCUGGUGGUUAUCAAACUGGCCAAUACUGGCUACAAAUCCGUGUAUGGCAGUGACUGGCUCACAAUCCAGGUGAACAGGUUCCUCCGCGCUGCCUUUGAUGGUCUCCAAGUGGCCUUUGUGGAUGCAUGGGAAAUGACCUCCAGCUUGGCUGUACCGGACGACAUCCACCCAAAGAGGCUUAUUGUCCGCAAUGAAGUGGAAUUAUUCCUGUCCUUCAUCUGUCCCACCUGAGUGCUCCUGAGGGACCUGAGAAUGAAUGGAGGCAGAGCCUGGGUGGGGGCCAUCAAAAUGGUGGACAGCAAAUGAUGGGUAGCUGAGGCUACCCCUGGCUCACCCACUGUAACACUUGGGUCACCAUAUUUUAUACAUCUUUCUAUGGACCACACGGAUAAGUCUAAUUUUAUAUAAAUGAGAUGAUAUUUUACACAGUGUCUUCUACUUGAUGGGUUGUGGUUGUAUAUGGUGAACCCGGAUCUAGGCUGGCAGCCAGGAAGGGUCACUAAUCCUUUUGUGUCUAUCACCCACAGCCCUGGGCUUACAGCACAAGUUCUUAUCGGUUUUUUUAUGUGGUGUUGGGGCUUCAAACUCAGACCCUGAUAUUUGUGCCCUUAUCCACUGAACUAUCCCAAAUCAUACCUUCGCUUCCUUGUUCCAGCUUCCCGAGUGCUGUGAUUACAGCCACACAACCACCCUGUGUUUUAUGUUUAAUUAGGUUGAUAACAGAUUUUGCAGUCCAUGAGCAAGAAUGCAGAUCCCUUGCACCUUGCACCUAUAGCUUCUCCCAAUGAUAACAGCUUGCAGAACUGUGUGUAGUCAGCUAUCACA